Molecule: messenger RNA, 1120 nt
Organism: Tilletiaria anomala UBC 951
Lineage: Eukaryota; Fungi; Basidiomycota; Exobasidiomycetes; Georgefischeriales; Tilletiariaceae
Product: L domain-like protein
Exons: 5
Coding region: 140-1039 (299 amino acids)
Biological process (GO): mRNA splicing, via spliceosome
Cellular component (GO): U2 snRNP
Molecular function (GO): protein binding; U2 snRNA binding
Source: RefSeq, a predicted model, not a curated record
GCUGCUUUCCACCUUUGAUGGCAAUGCACAUGCACGUCAGAAAGGAAGGCAUCACGCGACCUCAUAGCAGAAACGCAAGGAUCAGGACCGAUCAAGCAAAAGAGACCUCAUCUAGAAGCCUCGGCGGCCAGAAGCGACGAUGAAGCUGUCAGCAGAGCUGAUCACCCGCAGUGAUAACGCGCUCAAUACGCUUAAGGAUCGAGAGCUUUCAUUAAGAGGCUUCAAGAUUCCGGCGAUCGAGAACAUGGGUGUCACACAAGAUAUGAAUGACACGAUCGACUUGACCGACAAUGACAUCCGAUCGCUGUCCAACUUCCCAUUGCUCAAGCGCUUGAGGUCACUCUACCUCUCUAACAACCUCAUCGCGCGCAUCGACCCGCGGAUAGCGCACUCGCUACCGUAUCUAAAGACCCUUACCUUGACAAACAAUGGUCUUGAGAGCUUAGCGGAUGUCGGAAAUGCGCUGGCCAAGUUUCCAUUCUUGGAAUACCUCAGUUUGAUGGGGAAUCCGAUUGCUCGGCAAAAACACUACAGGGAAUAUCUCAUCUGGAGGUGCAAGAAAGUACGCGUACUCGAUUUUAAGAGGGUAAAGAAUGCUGAACGAGUGUUGGCAAAGUCUUUGUUUGAAACGAACGACGCCCGGCCAUCCGCACUAGCAGCCUCCAUUGCUGCGAAAGCCACGAUGACAUCGUCAGCAUUGAAAGGAAAGGCGUCGUCCGCAGGCGGAACGACUGGAACCUUUGAGCCGGGCCAGGCCAUAAUGGGAGCAGGUGCAGCAGGGCGGUUGUUGUCUGCAGAAGAGAAGCGCAAAAUCGAGGUCGCCAUCCAGAGCGCAAGCAGCCUCGAGGAAAUCACGAGGCUCGAGGAGAAGCUUCGACUGGGCUAUGCGCUCGAGGACGAUGACACUGGCCCUGCGAAUGGGCAGGCAGGAAAGAAGGGUGGCGCCGGAAAAAGUGCGCAGGCUGGUGGGCGUGGGCAAAAGCAACAGGUGCAGCAAGAGGAGGCGCAGAACGAGGAAGAUAUGGAUGAGGAUGAAUAGCACGCCUUUCGUUGUGUAUUUCUAUUUGUGGCAUCAUUGCACACAGCUGAUGCACGCAAUCUAAGACAACUCUGGUUGAAC